AUGCAGUUCGCUCGGGCAUAUGUGCGAGGCGCCAUUGGGCUUCGCGCAUUUUCAACAGCGCGUGUCUAUCGCGCCGAACUUUCUUAUCAGGUCUACGUCCCGGAGAGUGAGCACCCCGUGACUCGGGAUCCGAUUUUGUUCCUGCAUGGGUUAUUCGGUUCCAAGCAGAACAACCGUAGUAUCAGCAAAGCUCUGGCCAGGGACUUGAAGUGCCGCAUAUUCACUCUGGAUCUGCGCAAUCAUGGCCAAUCCUUCCACGCCCCGGAGCAUAACUACAGUGUUAUGGCGGAGGAUGUGCAGGAGUUUAUCGAGCAGCAGAAGCUUCACAAAUGCGUUCUGAUUGGCCACUCUAUGGGCGCUAAAGCUGCAAUGACGGUGGCACUUCGCUCUCCCGAGCUUGUAUCUGGCUUGAUCCCCGUGGACAAUGCACCUGUUAAUGCUGCGCUGAAGAGCGACUUCCCCAAAUAUGUCCAGGGCAUGCAGCGCAUAGAAGAGGCGAAGGUUGCCAAGCAGUCGGACGCCGACAAGAUCCUCCAAGAAUAUGAAGAAUCUCUUCCAAUCCGUCAAUUCCUUCUCACCAAUCUCACCCGUUCAGAAGAGGACAAUACGCUGAAGUUCCGCGUGCCCCUGUCGGUGCUCGGCAACUCGCUUGAAGAAUUGGGAGACUUCCCGUUCUCCGAGUCGGACGGCAAGCAAUAUAACGGUCCUACGCUGUUUGUUCGAGGUACCAGAUCCCCCUACGUCUCCGACAAGACCAUCCCAGCGAUCAAACAAUUCUUCCCGAAUGCACAGAUCGCCGAUGUGGAUGCGGGGCAUUGGCUCAUCUCUGAAAAUCCGGAGGCAUUCCGGCAAGCGGUGCUCAAGUUUUUAGGAUCGUCUUAG
Penicillium canariense is the source of this 882-nucleotide messenger RNA. RefSeq lists its product as uncharacterized. The record is from RefSeq and is a predicted model, not a curated record. Lineage: Eukaryota; Fungi; Ascomycota; Eurotiomycetes; Eurotiales; Aspergillaceae. Gene Ontology annotation, cellular component: mitochondrion. The coding region runs from base 1 to 882 and encodes 293 amino acids. The transcript has 6 exons.